Messenger RNA from Osmerus eperlanus (European smelt), 1580 nucleotides. Its product is annotated as ras-related protein Rab-15-like. Bases 147 to 779 code for a protein of 210 amino acids. The record is from RefSeq and is a predicted model, not a curated record. Lineage: Eukaryota; Metazoa; Chordata; Actinopteri; Osmeriformes; Osmeridae. Gene Ontology annotation, molecular function: GTPase activity; GTP binding. The transcript is spliced from 7 exons.
AUAUUGGAGCCACCGCCCCCAGUCAAGUUCUCGAUGAUGCUAAGAUGAGAAAACACUUGACAGAAGAGCCACGAGUAGGCUACCUUGGCUAAUAUGCCAUCUGCGAUACGCAAAAAGUGUUGUUUAUUACACUAUUUAGUUGAACUAUGGCUAAACAGUACGACGUUUUAGUGAGGUUGUUGAUUCUUGGAGAUUCGGGGGUUGGAAAAACAUGUUUAAUACGCAGGUUCACGGAUAAUGAAUUUCACCCGUCGCAUAUUUCUACCAUCGGAGUGGAUUUUAAGAUGAAAACGUUGGAAAUCGACGGCCUCAAAGUACGAGUUCAGAUAUGGGACACCGCUGGGCAGGAAAGAUACCAGACCAUAACCAAGCAGUACUACAGGCGGGCACAGGGGAUCAUCCUCGUGUACGACGUCACGUGUGCUCAGUCCUUUCAGCACAUAGCAAAGUGGGCUAGUGAUGUGGACGAGUUCGGCCCUGACAGGGUGCAGAGGAUCCUGGUGGGGAACAAGUCUGACGGGGAAGACAAGAGACAGGUGGCAACACAACAAGGAAGCCAGUUGGGGAAGACCUAUGACAUGUCCUUCUUUGAGACAAGUGCCUGUACCAACCAUCACAUAACCGAGGCCUUCACCCGGCUGACGGAGAUGGUACUGCAGGCUCAGAGGACACAGUACAGCUUUCAGGAGUCCAUAGGAGACUACCUCGACCUGGCUGCCCUGGAGGACGAGGAAGGAAAAGACGUAGAAACGACCACUCAGAAGGGCUGCACCUGCUAGCAGGGUAACCCUCCUCUGGCCCGCUGCCCCCUAGUGGUGGGGGGUGUGUUGCACUGCCCUAUUUGACUUUCUGAUACGUGUUGACUAAGCCUAACGUUUGUAAUAUGAGGAUGUUUUGUUCACCCGUAAAAGCUGCACCCACAGAGCUUCUCUGUGCUGUUCACUGUUGACAGAUAGCCCAUCAGGAGACUAUCUGUGGACUAUUGGCUGUUGAAAGGCUAGUGGAGUUGGAUGUCAUUUGAUGUUAUUUUGAUGAUGACGAUGUUAUGAUACAACUGAUCUAUCAAGUGGGCCACACUUUUGUGGCCGUAAUUUGUAUUGUAUUUUUGAAAUGUAUUCAUUUGAUCAUUUUUUUAAGCUGUUUCCACUGUCCCUAAUAUGAGUGAUGAUUGGAAACCAACUGUUAUUAAACAACAAGCUGUCUUCCAUUUGAGGUGAGAUUGCGAUGGUUAGAUUUCAUGAGGGCAAGAUUUCAUCAUCAAACUGUGGAAACCCAACCUAACCAAUAACACGUGAAACCAAACCUAGCCAAAUCAUUAUCAAACUAUGAUGGUUCAGUCACUUGUAAUUCUCAGAUUCUUUUAUUGAUGAUAUAUCGUGUUUUUGGGUGAUGCAGGUCUUGCUAGCUGGAAGUAAAACAUUCAACUCAACAUGCUGUACUUGUUUGCUGUCUGAUCUAUUAUUAUUUGCAAGGAUUAUUCCACUCAGUGUUGCAGUGAAUUGAUGUUUAAAAGAGUGAAACUGAUACAAAACGGUUUUGUACAUUUGGGAUACAAAAUAAAAGUUUGUAUUUAAUUUAAA